AUGUGGAGGAUCAUGUGGAAAUCCAGUGGAGGCUUGUGGUGCCUCUCGGACGGCAAAAAGGAUGUAGGGAAGGAGGAGGUCCCAGGUCCUCCGUUCCUCAUCUACCACCCGCUUGUGUCUGUUUUUGUGUCUGGGAGUCCUAAAGCUGUGGUGUCCAUAAAGCCUGAUACACAUGUGUUCAUUGGAGAGAUUGUUACUGUCAGAUGUGACAUACAGGGAGGAGGAGACACUCAGGGGACUUACAGCUGGAAGCUAAUUAAUAGUGAAAAUGGAAGAGAGAGAUUCUCCACAGACAACACAAAGCAGGUCGUCAAAAUCCAGUCUGUUAAAGACAGUGGUACCUACACCUGCAGUAUAAAGGGGAGAGACUCUCAGAGCUCAGAGAUCAGUGAUGCUGUUACACUGACUGUAUCAGCAAAACCCAAAGCGACUGUGAGAGUGAAUCCUCAGAGCUCCGUCUACACUGGAGACACCGUCACUCUGAGCUGUGAGCUGCAGCAGGGGACUGGAUGGGUGUUUGACUGGUACAAAAAAAAUCAGAAACAGAAUCUGAACAGUGAACAAGCAAAGACACUUAAUGUGACAGUCGAUAAUGCAGGAGAAACAGAGUACCAGUGUCGGGCAUCUAGGCUGAACUUCGACGAGUACGGUGACACUCGCUACUACUACACAGACCUCAGUGAUCCGGUCAAGAUUACUGUGAGCGCAAAACCCAAACUGACUGUGAGAGUGAAUCCUCAGAGCUCCGUCUACACUGGAGACACCGUCACUCUGAGCUGUGAGCUGCAGCAGGAGACUGGAUGGGGGUUUCACUGGUACAGAAAUAAUCAGUUACAGAAUCUGAACAGAGAACAAGAGAACACACUUAAAGUGACAGUCGAUAAUGCAGGAGAAACAGAGUACCGGUGUCGGGCAAACAGGAUAAACAACAACUACUACUACUUCACAGAGUUCAGUGAUCCUGUCAAGAUUACAGUGAAAGGUAUGUCAUGA
Molecule: messenger RNA, 993 nt
Organism: Hemibagrus wyckioides
Lineage: Eukaryota; Metazoa; Chordata; Actinopteri; Siluriformes; Bagridae
Product: titin-like
Exons: 4
Coding region: 1-993 (330 amino acids)
Biological process (GO): cell surface receptor signaling pathway
Molecular function (GO): transmembrane signaling receptor activity
Source: RefSeq, a predicted model, not a curated record